Mercenaria mercenaria is the source of this 11253-nucleotide messenger RNA. RefSeq lists its product as uncharacterized. Lineage: Eukaryota; Metazoa; Mollusca; Bivalvia; Venerida; Veneridae. Bases 1253 to 2695 code for a protein of 480 amino acids. The transcript has 10 exons. The record is from RefSeq and is a predicted model, not a curated record.
UUCAUGGUCAAAUUGACCUUUAGACUGAAAAUUGUUUCUGAAUAGAUCAAUAACAAGAAAAUUAGUCAGGUCAGGAUGAUUGCCUGUGCUCAGUAGAUAAUACAAAUAUUUUUUGGGAUCAGCAGGUUAAAGGUGACCAUGAAACUGAAAACAGUUUGAAAUUAAGAACCACGGAAUGCUUUGGCUUACAGUAGUCAAAAUUCAUGAGAUGAUUGUGUAUGGUCAGCAGAUUAACUAUAUUUGUUUUUGGAGUCAGUAGGUCAGGGGUUUUUGUUUACCAAGAGGAGAAGGGGCACAGGCUUGUGAUUUGGGGGAAAAAUAGCUCGGUAUUUGGGCAAGGAGGAAUAAAAAAACCUGAUGUAAAGUCAAUUUUUGGUGAAAACUGCAUGAUUUAAAAGAAAUUUUCUGAGGGGAAGGGGCCUGUUAAUGGUCCCUUUUAUAGAAGGGAGAGAAAAAACCCUGAUGGUCAAGCCUCAAAGUCCAUUUGACUUUGAAGGAAAAUGGCUUCCGAUCAAUUACUUGAGAAUGUUUGCGCCUACAAUAAUCAAACUUUAUAUAUAUUAUAUAUUAUACCAGAUUUAUAUAGCGCCCUUUUCAUGAUAAACACAUUCAAAGGCGCUUUACAGCAACUGCAGCCACACAGGGCGCGAAAUCAUCCUCUACUAGUACAGACACAGAGCGAUCUGACCAGAGGGACAGAGUGAGACAAAGCCCCCACAGAGAGAUCAGAGAUCAGAUACAGGCUUGUCCGGCUAACUUAGCCUAGCUCGUUGCGAAUAGACAGCCUGGUUCUUUAACGUGCCCAGUGUAUAGCACUGAUACACGCAAGGAUUGCCUGGGUUCCUGACCAGUACACCUCUAGCUGGGUGGGAAACACUGAAAAGCGUUUCUGAAAAUUCCCGAGUAGCUGCCGGGGAUUAUAGGAUGAUUGCCUAUAAUUAGUAGAUGAUCCCUUUAUCUAGGGUCAGUAGGUCAAAAGGCAAGUCACAAUGACCUAGAGCCUGAAAACAUCUGAUCAGUAACUGGAGAAUAUUUGUGCCUACAAUAAUCAAUUUUCAAAGGAUGUGGUCACUAGGUGAUGAUCCCUUUUGCUUUUGGGAUAAGUAGGUCAAAGGUCAAGGUCACAGUGUGACUAAAUAUUGUUUUGACAAUAUUGGUCAUGAUGCCAUUAGGUCAGAGGUUAAUGUCAGAACACACUGGACACAAAAAACUACAUACGUAAUUACUUCAAACAGGCCAUCAACAGGUCAUCAUGGGAAUCAUGUGUUUUGCAGACAGCCAGUGUAUGUUUUUUUUUCUUUCAGAAUGUACAUGUGACUGUGUAGGCUACAAAUCAGACUGCAUAAACGAGACAUGUACAUGUCCCAGUGAUUACAGUGUACAUGAUAAUGGCAGAGAUUGCAAGCAGGACUCGUGUAAUAUCACAGACUGUUUGGAAUGUGAAACAGGCACAUUAUGUUUGAAGUGUGUACAUUAUUUAGCAGAGGGACGAAAGCAAUGUCUGUCAGAGUGCCACUCACAUACAACAUAUGACGAAAAUGAUAAUGGACCUAUAUGUAUACCAGAUAUACAGGGCUGUACAACAGUGAGAGUGGGUGGUGAAGAUGAAGGAUUAAGUACUGAUGUAGUGAUUGGUAUUAUAGCUGGGGUAUCAGCUGCGUUGUUGCUGUGUAUAAUUGUGCUCGUCAUAUUGUGUAUCUACUAUCGCAGAACAAGACGUAAGGUCGACCUCAAUCAGACAAAUUAUGCUGCAGGCAACAUGCAGACAGGGAAUGUGAAAAAAGUCCCUAUGUAUGAUAACCAGGGUUUUGAUGUUGAUAAUGAAGCAUCACUUGUACACAAUGUGAUAGACCGUAAUGUUUACCUACGAGAGUUAGAGAGGUUAAGACCUCAUGCUCAAACUUUGCUUACUAUGCUCAAUGAAAUACGACACAAGCUCAGGGCCAUGGAUAACUCAGAUCCCAGGGUUCCCACAUACAAAGGUGUAAUCCAUCAGUUAUGUAGAGUUCUGGUGCUGAUACACAAGAAGGACCCUGGGGCUAGUAUACCAUCAGAUGCCCUGGGGCUUAUGGAGUGGGCACAUCAGAUGAUAGAAGAUAAACAAUUAGAUGUUGAGCCUGCUGAAGAUUCAUUAGAGACAAAUCCUGUAAACAGAAUUUCUUACAUUGAUGUCCCACCUAAAUCCCAUAGUAACCCUUACGCUACCCCGGUUAUAAAGAAACCCAAUCCCUAUGCUACACUCAAUAAACGCAAUUCACAGUUAAACAUGUCCAAUUUAUCGAACACAAGUUAUUAUAGCAGUGUUCCAGUUCCGGUUGAUAUGGACAACACGUAUACAAAUCUCGUGUCUGUCUCGCAGAAUAGCACAAUGAAAUCAGCGUCAAAAGAAAAUCUGAAACGGCAGUAUGAGAUUCCGUGGGAUUUAAAGAAAGUUAGUGACAGCUAUUCUACAUUGAAUUGUUCCGGAUCUGACUUGACUAUGGGAUAUUUUGCAAAUGGGAGAUUUUACGAUCCAACGCCUCGUCAACAGAGUGCGAAAAUAGAGAAGAAGGCGGAGAUCUAUGCUCCAGUUAGUUCAUACAGCGACAGAAGUAAUCCUCCAAUUUUUUCAACAUUCGCUGGUGGAGUUCCCCGUAAUCAAUCCUUUUCCUCCCAUACUUCGUCCUCAUCCAAAAAGUGUAAAAACAGAAGCUAAAUAUAUCUACAUAUGUGUACUAGCAAGCAGGAUGGAGCAGAAGAGGAAGCUUUUGAUAAUCAAAUACAAGAUGGCGAUGGGUUUCCGUUUCGUCUCAACGAUGCUACUGAUCCUGUAGAAGUCUAGCUGAACAUUCCUCACUUCUGUAUAGAAACAUUCCAAUCUACUUACAUAGAAUCCACUUGUGAAUGCAUUUAUCAAAAUACAUCUAAAUUUUAUUUUUUCUGUUGACAUAUCCUGUUUUUACAUGUAUGAGUAUUUAGACAGUCAAAUGUUUUUAUAUUGAACACUGUGGUGAUAGAAAACAUAUCCUAUUUUUACAUGUACAAGUAUUUAGACAAAUGUUUUUACAUUGAACACUGUGGGGAUAGAAAAUGGUAAAGUAGAUUCUAGAUCACAUAUCAAGCAUUUAAAUUAACUUCACAGCAGUGCCAUUUGUAUUUAAAAAUCUUGUAUGUAAACUGGUUCCAAGAGUGUAAAUUUUAAUUUUGAAACCAGUUGCAAUAUGCAGCCUUGCCAUUGGCUAAUUAAAAAAUUGUGACCAGAAAUAACAUAUCAGAUGCUAGAGUUUUGAGAUUUGUUUUCAAACUUAAGUUUACAGCCUUGGACCCAUGCUCCUUCUCUGACCAGGCUUUGUAUUUAGCAAAAUUUUAAGGCACAGAUGAGAAUAACAAUAUUUUUGUUUGUUCAAAAGCAUUUGCUCAUAAAGUAUAAAGGAAUCAGGCAGUGUUAUAGAAACAGGUCCCUCUGGCUGAGUGAUAACAGUAGUUAAAAUGUGCUUUGUUUGGUUAUGAAAAUUAUUGCCUAUACAAUAGUUUUUCCAUAUAUUUGAAGAAAUCAACAUUUGAUAAAAAUGAUGUACUGUUUAGAUUUUUUAUCUGGUUUUCUUACCAAAGGAUUUAGAACACAAGCAUGUUAAUAUCUGAAAAUACACAUGUAUUGUAUAAAGGAAAAUAGCAAUGUUCAGAUUUAACCCCACCCCAAAAAAAAAUGGAAAUAAAAAAAAUGAUGUCAUAUAGCAGAAUUGAUAAACUCGUGGUGAAUUUUAGUCAUAAAACAUAAUAAGUACCAUUUCAGAGCUUGUUUCUAAGAAGACAUUUGAUAAUUUAGGUACAUACAUACUUCACUGUGAAUAAGCAUUUUUGCUGAAAACGAGAAAGUUCGCAGUCUUUCACAAAUAAAAUCUUUUCUCAUCAUGUUCCCAUUAAAUGUCAGUUUCAUUUUAAUACAAGGCAUUGUUGUAAAUUGCUCUUUGCUGUGAAAUUCAGGGAAGAGAUGAUGCAGUGGUUGUGUUAGUUUUUUUUGUUUUUUUUUUUAAGAAAUUGUUUCAUAUAAAGCACAUAACUGUAAAAUUAGAAGUUUUUGUGAGAGAUUAAUUUUCACUAUGUUCACAAACUAACAAUGUUUGCAAAAAUAAAUACUUACAGAAGUGCUGUUACUGUUACAGAUAGUUCAGUGUAUUUCACCUACAUCACAAAUGUUUUACCUAUGGAACUUGUUCCGAGUAUAGAAAUUAUAAAUUUUCAGCCUCACAAAAAUAGCUGAUUUUACAGUUUGAUCUAUACUUGAUUCCUGUUAUUUAACUUGCUUUAUAAAGCGUUUUACUGUUUGCAAUGUUGUGAUGUUUUUAACUUUUUAAAAGUGUUUGUCUUUUGUGAAAUUUUUAUACAUUUCCUCGCAAAAUUCACACAGAGGAAUUAGCAAAAUAGUUUACUUGCUGUAUUGUUUUCACAUUAAGGAUUCAUCUUCGAAUGAUGGAAAGAUCUUGUUUAACAAAAUUACUACUUUGGCAAAAUUUGUACCUGUAAAAAGUAAUAUGAAACAGAUUUUUUUUUUAAUUUUUGAUUUAGUACUUGAUUUAUUUAAAAAAGUUUGAGAAUGUGGUACUGUAAUUUUGUAACAAUUUAAGCUUUUGUUUAAGUUUUAUUACUGUACUGGUGAUAGUUGAACAGAACAGAGCAGAAUGUAAGGUUUAUUUCUGUUUUAAAAAUUAAUGAUUUUUUUGGGCCCUGAUAGUUUUUAAAUGAUUUUUGCGGUGACCACCAAAAGAAAGCUGUCAGUUACAGAGGAAAGGAACAUCUGCUUUAUAUGCUACUGUAAAAGCAGAAAUAUUCAUGAGGGUUUAUUUUUCACUAUUGAGGACCCUUCGCCUUGCAAGCAUUGAUCUUGUAAAUAUUAUCCAUUAGUAGAUUAACAAAUCAAGACAGUCUUGGCAAUAGAAAACUUUCCUCAGUUGAAAGGGGCUUAAUCCAGGUCUUUAAGUUUUACUGUCUGUAGUAAUCCCAUGCUUGACAGUGGCUUUGGAACUACUUUCUAAUACCAGGCACGUGUCCAGGUGGGGGGCCAUGGGGCCCGGGCCCCCCCAGCUGGCUGGCAAGUUACGAUUUUUAUUACUAUGGGCCCCUCAAUUAACAAAUUUAUACACCAGCACAGCUGGCUUGAUUUGACAGCAAUACACAGGCUAAAGAGCCAUAAAACCGUGUCCAGUAGUGGAAAUUGGCCCCAGGCAUGUCACAGGUAAAAGUUUAUCUGUGCAUGCUUCAUUGAUCGCUUGAUCGGUACUUGAUUGGGUAGUGGAGAAACUAUUAUAAUUAUGUUUUUUACUCUUUUGAAGUGUUAUAAAAUGAUCAGAACAUUGUUGGUUUUGUUAAGUAAAUCUUAAAAUGAAUCUGAAAAUUGAAACAUGAUGGUUGUAUUUUGUUUUUACAUUAAGGCACAUUCCCCAAAUUUAUUAAAUUGAUAGAUAUUUAUCCUAUCUUUUUAUUUUACAACAAUUAUGAAUUUGAAACUACUGUAUCAAUUUUACUCUUUUGGGUCCAAUAACCUUACUUAAAAACUCUCGUAAUUUUAAAAGUAGUUUCUCAGUAAAUCUUACAAAACGCAUCUAAAACUCGUUACUUAUGAGGGGUUUUAUACAUAAAAAUAUCAUUUAAUAUGUGCUGUGAUGUUACAGUUUGUAGUCAAAGAAGUAUAAAAACAUUCGGCCAUUUUGCAAAUAGGAUACCCUUAAUAGUUAGACUAGCCACUAGACUGAUAAUUACGAUAUUUCUAUGAUUUUUUUUCUUUUUUAUGUUCAUAGAGACAAAGGCCAGUCUAUUCUAGAGAUGUUAAAAUUGUAAUAUUGGACAUAGUAUAUAGACUGGCUCAGUUCACUACAUGAAAUCAUAAAAAUGUGAAAAAAUUAUCAUAGUCUAGGAGCUAGUCUACUUAAUAAUCAUCUUAAAACUUCAAUAUUUUUUUCAAUUGGGUAUCAUACAGAAAAAUAAGUCCAUACACUGUGACUGUACAAUCAUACAUACAUUGAAAAGGCUUGAUGAAAUAAUUAAAAAGUAGACUUUUCCUUAAAUAUAUAAUACAUUCAUGCAUCCUUAAAGGUGUUUCAGGUAGCAGGAAAAUGCAUCUUUUCAUGUGCCAUAUUAAAAAAAAAUCGCAGUCGGGAGGGGAUACCCCUCCCGAACCCACCCCAGGUUGGGCCCCCCCAGCAAACAAAUCCUGCACACGGGCCUGAAUACAGUAUACCUACUGAAGAGCAGUGAGAGUUUUUUCGUUUUUUUUUAUGGUAAUAUUACUCAUGUUUAAUGAGAAAUUAUAUUAUUCUGACCCAAAGGUGCCUUGUCUUAUGCAUUUCACAUGUUAUACAUUGUCUAAUAUGAAUUAUUGUCAUGUUUGCAUUUAUUCACAUAUAAUGUGAUGUGCUUACAUUUAAAUAGUGUGAUUCUUGCAGGAUUUUAGAGAGUUUAAUUUUAAUAUGCAUUUAUAGCUAAUCAUAGUAAAAUGGUUGGAAGGCGUGACAGAUAAAUUUUUAGACAUUCCAAAGUGUUUGGCUUCUUGUAAAAUCAUUUUAAUCAGUAAGUUCAUAAAAGUGAUGAGUAACUACUUACGAAUUGUUUGGUCUUCAUUUACGAGUGUUAAGUUGGUUGAAUCCUAAUUACUUGUAAUCACCAUAUCUUCCUAGUUGGUAAUUACAUAGAACACUGGAAUUCGCAGUUUAGUUACCAGUAUACACUAAGAAGGUACAAGGCAUAUCUCUGACAGCAUAUCUGUUGUAUAUAUAUCUUAGAAAAAAGUUUACUUUACGAAAAAAGUGAUUGUUGUUUUAUUUCAAUUUUUAUUAAUAAAAUGUGUUAAUGUAUGAUGUGGGAGUUGGAAGAGAACAGGGAAUUAUGGGAAAAGGAGAUAUGUCAAGUUUUAUAUGGUACUGACAAUUUAGAUAGACAUGUUUGACCUAUUUUUUGUCUUGAUUGUGUUUUACAACUAACAGUUUGUUUCAUUAUUUGGUAGUCUAUAGAGUGCUCUAUAUUUUGUCCUGGAAGGGUUGCAGGAUGGGGAGGGGGGACUGCGAUAAAUUUCUCUGAUAAAAUAAUAAUUAAAAAAUUCUGAGAAAAAAAAAAGAUGCAUCUGUUGUAAUUGUACCCCCGACAACAAAGUUAUAAGGGGGUAUACUGGUUUCAGGUUGUCUGUCUGUCUGUCCGUAGACACAGUCUUGUGCGCACCAUCUCUCCUCAUCCCCUUGACACAAUUUAAUGAAACUUCACACAAGUGAUCAGUAACAACAGUAGUUGAGCAUGGGGCAUGUUAGGUUCUUUCAGAAAAAAAAAUUGCAGAGUUACGGACUUUAUUUUUUGUUACUAUACUAUAUACAUAGACACAAUCUUGUGCGCACCAUCUCUCCUCAUCCCCUUGAUACAAUUUAAUAAAACUUCACACAAGUGAUCAGUAACAAAAGUAGUUGUGCAUGAGGCAUGUUAGGUUUUUUCAGAAAAAAAAUUUGCAGAGUUACGGGACUUUGUUUUUUGUUACUAUACUAUAUACAUAGACACAAUCUUGUGCGCACCAUCUCUCCUCAUCCCCUUGACACAAUUUAAUAAAACUUCACACAAGUGAUCAGUAACAACAGUAGUUGUGCAUGGGGCAUGUUAGGUUGUUUCAGAAAAAAAAUUGCAGAGUUACAGGACUUUGUUUUUUGUUACUAUACUAUAUACAUAGACACAAUCUUGUGCGUACCAUCUCUCCUCAUCCCCUUGAAACAAUUUAAUGAAACUUCACACAAGUGAUCAGUAACAACAGAAGCUGUGCAUGGGGCAUGUUAGGUUGUUUCAGAAAAAAAAUUUGCAGAGUUACGGGACUUUGUUUUUUGUUACUAUACUAUAUACAUAGACACAAUCUUGUGCGCACCAUCUCUCCUCAUCCCCUUGACACAAUUUAAUGAAACUUCACACAAGUGAUCAGUAACAACAGUAGUUGUGCAUGGGGCAUGUUAGGUUCUUUCAACAACAAAAAUUGCAGAGUUAUGGGACUUUGUUUCUUGUUAACAUACUAUGUGCAUACAGUCUGCAUAUGCAAUCUUGUGCGCGCCUAAUCUUCCGAACCCUUGCACACAAUUUAAUGAAACUUCACACAAGUGAUCAGUACCAACCCUAGUUGUGCAUGGUGCAUGUUACGUUCUUUUAGAUAAAUAUUCUGCAUAGUUAUGGGACUUUGUUUUUUGUUACUAUACUGUAUACAUACAGUCUAUAUACAUACAGUCCACAUAAUUAUGCAAUAUUGUGUGCGUCAAAUUGCAAUGUACUGUGUCAGUUCAUGUGGGGGGUACAUUCAUCACCUUUAGUGAUAGCUCUAGUUGUGAGGAUGUUUUUAUAAAGUAAUCCCUUUAUCGCACAAGAAUUAUUUUAACAUUUUUUUUUUAAUUUUAAAAAAGUAACGUAAUAUGUUUGCUUUACUAAUGAACAUAUUUAUAUAGAUAACUCUGAGAAUGUGCCAUUGGUUUUUCUCUUUUUCUUAUCAAAUGAUUAAAACAGCAUUAGUGUAGUAGCCAUCUAAUGUUUUUUACAGCAGAUAUAAAGUGGUAGAUUAAACAACACACAAUAAAAUACACUAUAUGGUACUAUAAUCCAGCAUGGAUUUUUUCAUGACACUACAAAGAAAAUAAACACACGCAGCAUGUUUAACAAAAUCUACUUUCUCCAGCAUUUGCUCUUUAUUACAUCCUUUCAUAUUUCAAAAACAAGCCAUUCUAGAUUGUAAGCAUAAAUGUGCUUUUGCUGUGAAAUAAUGGCAGUGUCAGUAUGUUUUGUCAGAUUUCCGAACUUUAAUGGCAAGAUAUAAUUUCAUUUAUCAUUGGUCUUGUUUUCUUAGUGCAAUGAAAAUUUCCGGCAGAAAUUAAAUGAUACACCUUUUGCAGAAGCAUGUGUGGUAAGCAAUGAAUAGAAGAAUGACAAACCCUUUUUGUACUAGGACUGCUGCACAAACAUAAGCAGUUGCGAUUUCAUAGUUGUAUGAGGUGUCAAAAUUCAGAACACACAAUACAGCCUUACAUAUUCACCUGUACAUGUAGAAACAAACUUACAAGUUUUAAACAUGUAGGUUUACCUGUAGCAAGCAAUUUUAAUCAAAUGUAUUCUAGGGAUUUACUAUAUUUACAUACAUGUAACCACAACCUCUUUAAUGUCUACUGUUCUGGGACUUUUUUAAAAAUUGUAAUUUACUGCAAAUGUUCAAAUGACUGUGUUGCUUUGCUUUGUUAUGCAUUCUUUUUUUCAGUGUGCUUACUAGGUAGUCAUGGACUCUGUCUCAUUGCCUUAAUAUUAAUUUCAAGAUUAGAUGUAUCAUUUGACAUAAUUGUGCAUAAAGAGAAAAGUUUUUUUGUUAAUGGAAGCAUAACCGUCUUGUUUGAAGUCUAACUUCUCAUUUUUAUGCCCCCGAAGGGAGGCAUAUAGUUUUUGAACCGUCUGUCUGUCUGUCGGUCUGUCCGCAAUUUUCGUGUCCGGUCCAUAUCUUUGUCAUCGAUGGAUGGAUUUUCAAAUAACUUGGCAUGAAUGUGUACCACAGUAAGACGACGUGCAGUGCCCAAGACCCAGGUCCAUAGCUCAAAGGUCAAGGUCACACUUAGACGUUAAAGGAUAGUGCAUUGAUGGGCGUGUCCGGUCCAUAUCUUUGUCAUCGAUGGAUGGAUUUUCAAAUAACUUGGCAUGAAUGUGUACCACACUAAGACGACAUGCAGUGCGCAAGACUCAGGUCCGUAGCUCAAAGGUCAAGGUCACACUUAGACGUUAAAGGAUAGUGCAUUGAUGGGCAUGUCCGGUCCAUAUCUUUGUCAUCGAUGGAUGGAUUUUCAAAUAACUUGGCAUUAAUGUGUACCACAGUAAGACAACAUGUCCUGCGCAAGACACAGGUUCGUAGCUCAAAGGUCAAGGUCACACUUAGAUGUUAAAGGAUAGUGCAUUGAUGGGCGUGUCCGGUCCAUAUCUUUGUCAUCGAUGGAUGGAUUUUCAAAUAACUUGGCAUGAAUGUGUACCACAAUAAGACGACGUGUCACACACAAGACCAGGUCCGUAGCUCAAAGGUCAAGGUCACACUUAGACGUUAAAGAUCAUUUUUCAUGAUAGUGCAUUGAUGGGCAUGUCCGGUCCAUAUCUUUGUCAUUCAUGCAUGGAUUUUAAAAUAACUAUGCAUGAAUGUGUGACACAGUAAGACGAUGUGUCGUGCGCAUGACCCAGCUCCGUAGGUCAAAGGUCCUAAACUCUAACAUCGGCCAUAACUAUUCAUUCAAAGUGCCAUCGGGGGCAUGUGUCAUCCUACGGAGACAGCUCUUGUUUUUUUUACAAUAUAUUCAUAUAUGUAGUUAAUGUUGAAAACAAAAAUGAUGGUAUAGUGUAUUGUUACAUAACUUGUUAUAUUAAACACUGGUCCAUAAUUUGUGCUACAUGACCAGGUUAUAUUGAACACACGCUUACUGGUCUCACAAGUCAGAAAUUUGAAAAUAGAACUCUGAAAAUUAAUGUAUGGUGUCAUGUAAUAAAACACAUAUUGAAUGGCAUGCAGUUCAAUAAUCAAUACUAUAAUAUUGACUGUUGGCUGGCAAGCCAGCCAGUAAGUGUAUACCAUAGUCUACCGACAGUUAAGUUUCCAUAGCGAUGAAUGUGUUGAUAGUUUGUAGGUAUAGCUGGUUGAAGGGUAUAUUUUGUGGAGCUAUUUGUCUGCUGUUCUAAUAAUUAGAAAUGCAUAUUAGUUUAUAAUUUUUAGGACAAGAUUUUGAAGUGUUGAAUUAACUUUACUUGUAGUUUUAUUUGAUACCUAUCUAUUUUCUUGUUUAUGGCAUAUAUAAUGCUAAGCAAUUUUUCAUACUGUGCUUGUUCUUGAAUUGCUGUGCUAACAAAACUUGUGUUCAUUUUUACUGCAAUGUCUUCGGCAUAUAUUAAUACUUACAUAAUUUAUCAAGCUCUGUUUCUGUCGGACAAAUAUAUUUUUCAGGUAUGACUAAAAAGGUCAGCAAUAAGAUAGUGUAUUAGUGAAAUAAGGCAAUUUAUAAGGAUUUAAGGUGAUGCAUGUAUUUUCAUUCUGCUUAAAUGUAACAAUUUGCUCAUACAUUUGUAGAUAUUUUUCAUAUUCUCAAUCAGAAACUUUGUAGCUGCAUUUUGAAAAAGAAAUUUGAGGUAAAACAUUGUACUUUUUGUAUCACCAUUUACUAUAUAUCAUCACUUCGCAAAUUGCAAUCAAAAUUUGGUCUCCUAUUUUAGACUCAAACUUUAUGAAUUAAAAUGUCUUAUUUAUAUGUACAA